Molecule: messenger RNA, 8759 nt
Organism: Portunus trituberculatus (swimming crab)
Lineage: Eukaryota; Metazoa; Arthropoda; Malacostraca; Decapoda; Portunidae
Product: putative neural-cadherin 2
Exons: 26
Coding region: 621-8699 (2692 amino acids)
Biological process (GO): homophilic cell-cell adhesion
Cellular component (GO): plasma membrane
Molecular function (GO): calcium ion binding
Source: RefSeq, a predicted model, not a curated record
UAAAAACGUCAAGAAAAAAUCAAAAGGACACGAAAACAUAGGAUAGCAACCAAUGUGGCGACAAAAGUUCGGAAGAAUGUGAAAAUAAAAAGAGGAAAAAAAUAACUUUCGGACGGACAGGAACAUAUGUCAUCUCCCAUCGCGGCCCCGUGUCUCUCAUUUCCCCUCUCUGUUCACAAAAACGGAUUUGAAAAGUAAACCCAGAAAGAGAAAGAAAAGAGAGAGAGAGAGAAAAAAACAAUUCUGACCGACCUUGUGACUCAAGAAAAUAAAAGAAAAAAGUGUGGUGUUGUCUUCGUAGUGUGCUGACCGAGGUGACUAAGUGCUUCAAGUCCUAUCCACUCUCCUCAACCAAAGACUAUACUAGAGGUGCUGAGACUACUAACAGGUUCUAUUAUCCAGGUAAACUUCUGUGGUGCUGACUGGGGAGCUAACUGAAUAGGAAUCUAAGCAAAGGUGCUCAUGAGUGACUUGGUGCUACCCUAAGAGGGAAGUUGUGAAGUGAAGAGGACCGUCAGUAAAGGGAAGAGGACAGCAAGGAGGGUGAGGACAAGGAAGAGCAGUCAUGGCUAUCAACGUGGUGUUCCCUCUGCUUAUCCCACUCGAGGAGGACGUUUAUAAUGCAACGCGCCUCCUGCCCGGGGACACCUCUGGGGCCUCUGGCGUUCACUCAGGCGAGGUACUGCGUGGUGGUGGCUGAGGAUGCGGUGCCCUCCUCCUCCCUCGCCUCCGUCAGGGCUGUACAUAAGCAAGGAGCCGAGGUGCGGUACACGCUGAAGCAGGGGAACAAGGAAGGCCUUUUCUCCGUCGGCCACUCUUCAGGGAUCAUCAGUCUGGCCGCGCCCUUGGAUUAUGAGGCGCAGAGCAAGCAUGAGUUCGUAGUGCUUGGGGAGGGCGGCGGAUCAGCUGCCCACGCCCUGGUGCGGGUGGUAGUGGCUGACGUGAACGACAACCCACCCGUGUUUGUGCGUCCAAGACCUCACGUGACGGUGAUUGAGGAGGACGACAGGGACUUGCCUUUGCCUCUAGCCAAGGUGGAGGCGAACGACAUUGAUAAGGUGGAUACUGGGAGCUUGCUGUACACGAUUUCCGGGGAUGGUGUGGAUGGCUACGCAUCUAGUGACGCUUACUUCACUGUAGAUCCCAACAGCGGAGAGGUGAUACAAAGAAAGGCGCUGGACCGAGACCCACCGACAGGACGCACCGUGUGGCGAGUGAAGGUUACGGUGAGGGACGGACAGAUGGGCGCCUGGCAGGAGAGGGAUGAAGAAGAGGACGGGCGCUAUUACUCCCCCCCGUCUCAUGAUCCCUCCAGAAGACUUCACCGUGCUUCUGGAAAGGGCUUAGAAGGAGUUGCAGUAGGAGGGGAGCCUGACACAGCGCUGGUGGUGAUUGAAGCAGGAGAGACGAUGGCACCAGUUUCAGACGCUGAUGCAAAACGCCAUAACAGUAACGGUGUCCUGAGGAGGAUGAAGAGGAGCAGCAGAAUUAGUUGUAGUGGUAGCAGCAGUUGUUGUAGUAGUAGUGGUAGUGGUAGCAGUAGUAGUCUUUGUAGUAGUAACCACGACAUUGAGCUGCCUUUACACCUCAGAUCUACUAGUAAUAUCACUACUACUACCAUGACUGCUACAACUACCUUUGCCACUGUCACUACCACUGCUACCACUACAGCUACAUCCACACUCAUAUCUUUGGACAGAAAGGAAAGAGCUGCUGUACAUGAAAUAAGUGAAACCGAACGCGUAUUAUCUCUUACUCGAGGCGGAGAGAAGGAAGGACCUCAGGGGGGCAACUUAAGAGCAGAAAUACAAUGGGAAGUUCAAUCUCACUUACCUUAUUACGACGAGGUGGAGUCCCGGAGAUGGCGAAGGAAACGAAGGAGAAGAAAAGUAGAUAGAGAAAAUUGGUUAAGGCGAGAAAGUGAAGACGAGAAGAGAGAAAAGAUAGAAAGGCAAGGACGAGGACAAGGAGGAGUAGGAGGAGACAUGCUAUUAGAUUCACCGGCGAGGCAGCACCGUAACUCCGCCUUAACGACUCAUGCCAACACUAUCACGACAUCAAUCGGAGGCAGCCACACUACAGACGUCUUCAAGUGGCCCCAGCCCAGCCCCCUUCAGCUCCCCGUCGCCCCCUCCGGCAGGCAGUUUCUCCUCGACGUAGCAAAGCCUGUCGUUGCAAGACACGCUGCCGAGGACGUUCCUUUAUCCUCACUCUUUUUUCCUUCAUUUGGUACGAGAGAGAGAGCUAAGAGAGGACAAGGAAUUGGAAGGAAAAAGAGAGAGGUGAACGACAUCAUUUUGCUCGGGUCUCGCCGGCCGGCAGGCGACGGUCGGGGGAAGAACGUGAGUGUGGUGGGGGCUGCCCGUUACCUGGCACACGCUCUGAAAAAUGACCGAAGCAUUGUGAACGAUGGCCCAGGAGGGAGAGCAGAGCGGGAUCCCAACGAGGCCGCUACUAUCGCCAUCACCAACCUCAACAGCACCGCCAGCGCCUUCCUUCCUCCCUCUUCGCCCUGCUCUUCCUCUGCUUUUAUCUUCCCCGCUGCCGAGAGACGAAGAUUUCUGCGCCCAAACUCCACUUCCUUCCCAUCCAUCUCCUCAGCCAUAACCUUUUCCGCGCGGAGAAAAAAGGCAGCAGGAACAGGUGGGGUAAAAGGAAAAAGCGGGCGUCUCAUUUACGGUGUUUUCAAUGCAUCACCAAGACUCCUAAUCCGCGUCCCCGCUGCGAGCCGGGAUAAGAGGAGACUUAAUGAAAACGUGCACCCAGACGCUCUAAGGAGGCCCCGCAGCAUGGUACUCCACAGUCCUCAUGCAUCCCGCGCCUCCCUCCACCAGCCCUAUAUCUCAAAAUUAAGAAUGCGCCUUCCCAACCCGGUAGUAAAUCCAAGACAGCAGCGCAGAGGCAAGCGCGAGGCAGCGGCCUGGAAGAUAUACCGACACCGCCAAGUUCUGGGAACUCAGGAAACUUUGAGGAACGUGGAACGCGAGGAGCCGCCAGCCGCUGAGAGAGGCAAGGCAGAGGGACGGGAAGACGUGCAACUUCCCACGUCCGACACUGAGGAUUUGCUGGUGAUGUUGCCUCGUUUUGCGCCCACGGAGACUGAUCUUCCUUCAACCUUUACAUCUCUGUCCUUCCCGUCCUCAUCCGUCGCCUCCACUGCCUCAUCAUCCCCAAAUACACGGUCCUCCUCCUCAUCUUCUUCCUCUGUGGCGCCGUCAUCCUUCCCAUCCUCUUCCCCCUUCACCUUACAGAUGCCUUUGGCGGGUAAAAAGAGACCUGCCAUUGAGCGUCCAUCCCUGGAGAAUACCUCUGAGCAGCCCGUGAAGCCCCGCCGCCCAGCCAGGAGGGAACAAAGGGACCUAGAGACGACUUUCCACACGAACUACAAGGAGGAGGAAGAGGAGGAGGAAGAUGACAGAAAUGGUUACGGGGAGUGCAUUUACUUCACCCCGUCCCUGACCACCUCACGACAGCCUCCGACCGUAACACCUGAAGGAGGGAGUGAAGGAGAGACUGGAGGUGGAAGGGCGCAGCACAAGGCGGAGACAGUGCUGACAGUGAUGGUGAAGGAUAUCAAUGACAACGCUCCAGUCUUCCCCAACACCACCAUCUACGGACAAGUGCAGGAGAACGGCGCAGCUAAUCUGUCAGUUGCUGUCGUCUCUGCCUGGGACGCGGACGAUGCCACUGAAGGAACCAACGCCAAGCUCACUUACUCCAUCGAGAAGAACGUGAUUGACGAACGCACGGGCGAGGCCAUCUUUGCCGUGCACCCUGAGACAGGCCUGGUACGGACCGCCCUGUGUUGUCUGGACCGCGAGACCACGCCAGAGUACCAUAUUCAAGUGGUGGCGACGGACGGCGGUGGACAGAAAGGGACAGGCACGGUGGUGAUACGCUUGUCCGACGUUAACGACAACUCCCCGCGCCUUGCCAGAAAGCAGUGGGACUUGACGGUACAGGAGACGUGGGGCGACAAGGAACCAGAGAACACGACACUACUGGAGAUUGCUGCCGCUGAUAGAGACACUGCCAACCAUUUCUACUACCGGGUGGUGGACGAGAGCGGCUGGGGCUGGGAGCACUUCAAGAUAAGGACAGUGGGGGCGGUGGGACAGCUCUACCCAGUGCGGACGCUUGAUUAUGAAGAUGAGAGGCACCGCAGAGGCUUCAAGUUUAUGGUGCAAGUGACUGACCGGGGUCGUGGUGGCUGGACUGACCCACGACAUCUGGACACAGCCUGGAUUUCAGUCAAACUUACCGACGUGAAUGACAAUCCGCCUGCCUUCCCUCGCCCCCACGCCCAUGUCACAGUGCGAGAGGAUGCUGUCCCUGGCACACUGCUGGCCACGCUGCCCGCCCGCGAUCCUGACAUGGCAGGGCAACAGAAGGUAGAUUACUGGGUGGAGGGUGGCUGGGGAGCGCUGAAGGUGGACGAAAAGGGCAGCGUCACCUUGUGGAGAGCUUUGGACCGCGAGGCUCCUGGGGGCGCUUCUGGAGAGGCACUGGUAGUUGCUGUUGACAGAGGACGCCCGCCCCUCACAGCCACAGCCACUCUCUCCCUUACUGUGACGGAUGUGAAUGACUGCCCACCGACCCUCCUGCCACCCACUGUUUUUCACGUGAUGGAGGACGCCCCGCCAACUCUACUAGGGACGCUGAAAGCCACGGAUGAGGACGUCUGGGCGCUGGGUCACGGGCCGCCCUUCAAUCUGUCGUUAGCUACAACCAAUCCUGCGCAUGUUCUCGAGUCUCUUUCCCUCAAGUUUGACCCGCGUUUGGACAGCGGCAGGGGCGGGGCGGAGCUAUGGACUGUAGGCGGGCUGGACAGGGAGGCGUGGGCGGCGCUGAAGGUAGACGUGGUGGUAGUGGACGCGGGCGGAUUGACAGCCACCCAUACCCUAACUGUUGUAGUGGAUGAUCUGAACGACCAUCCGAUGAAACCUGCAGCCAAGACAGUGUACCUGUGGAAGACGCAGGGAGGCGGUUCUGAGGCGCCCCUGGGUCGUGUUUACGUGGACGAUCCUGAUGACUGGGACACGGAAGACAAGUCGUACGCGUGGGAUGGGCCGUCUCACCACCUCUUCUCGCUGCAUCCCCGGCAAGGCACCAUCUUCGCCUCCAGUGUGGUGAGGGAGGGAAGGUACUCCCUCCGGUUCCGGGUGAGCGACAGGGCGUGGGGGCAGCGCGACGUGGCAGCCAAUGUCACGGUGGUGGUGCGGGAGCUGAGCCAGGACGCCCUCACCCACGCCACGCCCAUCACCCUCACACCAACCACGCCCACGCGCCUCACAAAGGGAUGGACGCCCUCGGGAGGCGGCGGAGUGCUGGGCCGUUUACUGAAAGAAGUGCUCAAAGUUGUAGGCGGCAAAGGGACGUUCAAUCAAAACAAAGUGGAGGUGGUAUCAGUCUAUGGCAGUCACUCCCCUUACCACCACUCCCAUCAGCAUCCACACUCCAGCCACCCCCUUUACCCCAUCACCAGCCAGCAACAGCAGCAGCACCGUCGACCUCACCACAGCUACCACCACUAUUACUACUACUACAACUACAACCACAGCAGGACCAACGGGAAGAAGAGUAGCGGUGAUUUUGCAGGUUCCUCUGACGAAGACGAGGGAGGCAGUGCAGAUGAUAUAGUGGUGACAGAGAGGGUAGAGAGUAAAGACAAGGAGGAAGGAGACGGUGAGCUGCCUCCGCCUCCUCCCUCUGCGUGCGUGUGGCUCAGUGUUGUGAAUUCGAACGGAGUGUUUAUGAAUCCAACCAAACUACAAGGACUUCUUGGCCUUCACGUAAGACAGUUGGAGGAAGCCACGAGGCUCAGAGUGGAUCUAGAAUCUCCUGAAGAAGCUGGUCGACGCUUGAAAGAUGCAGAAACUCCGCCACCUCUCUCCAACCACCAGCCAGGGGAGCCUUCCUCAGCUGCCUCCCUCGCCUCUACUGCACUCCCACUUCAAGUCGUAGACACCAACAUCACUUCUCUGGUCACCCCGCGCCUCACCCGCGCCCUUUCCUGCCGCGCACAUGAGCCUGAGACCUGCACUCCUUCUUCCUGCCUCAACGGGGGCCGCUGCCUACCUCAUCCCGCCGGCAACAGGUGCGUGUGUCCAGGCGGCGCUGAAGGAUGGCAAUGCAAGGUCUUAGCCCGCACCUUCCUUGGUUCAGGAUGGGCGUGGGUGCCUCCUAUACCCCGCUGCCUACCCACCACUAUCUCCCUCCGCAUCCUCACCCGCCACCCACACGCCCUCCUCCUCUAUGCCGGCCCCAUGGCGCCCACACAGCGGCCCGAUGACACCGCUCCCACCCCAAUGCUAGCCCUGCAGCUGAGACACGGCCGUCCGCAACUCCUGGUUGAGGGAGGACUGGAACCGAUCAAAGUAGAGGUGAACGUGACGCUAACGGAUGGAGAGUGGCAUGACCUCCACCUCCACCUCGACGGCAAGGGGGUGGCGUUAAUGGUAGACCGCUGCGGGCGUGGGUGGAAGGAACACGCCGACCACGCUCCCGCCCAUUGCACAGGCCGAGUGUCGUGGGUAAGCCCGUGGGAUUUGGAAGCAUGGCCUGGCUCAGUGCCGCUGCAGGUGGCCGGGCUAGCUCACUCCCCGCCCACUGCUGACCAGCACAGGUGGGGUGAGGCGCCUAUUCCUCGCCCAUUCCACGGCUGCCUCUCUCAUCUCACGCUCAACGGCCAGUUGGUGGACUUGGGGCAGCCGGCACACAGCGGGGGCAGCGCUCCGGGAUGUCGCCCUCAAGAGGAAGCCUGCCCUGGCGGCGUAGGGAGCUGUGGGUAUCGAGGAGCCUGCGUGGGUGGCCUUAACCAACCGGAGUGCAUGUGUCAGCCCGGGUGGGCGGGGAUUGAAUGCGCCACGCCCACUCAGCCCGCGACUUUGGGAGAAGGUUCCUACAUGCGGGUGGCUCUAUCCUUCACGCCCCCGCCCACCGCCCUCAGUCUGCAGGCGAGGAUACGUGUUCCCAGGGCUGCCUCAGGGACUCUGGUGCACGUAGCGGCCCAACACAACACAGCAGCCUUCACCAUGCACCUUCGCUCCGGUAUCGUCUGCGCAUCCCUCACUAGCGCGGGUAUGGGCGUACGUGAAGCCUGUGUCGAAGGGCGCAGUGUGGGCGACGGGGCGUGGCAUACAGUCUUUGGCGAACGUCACGGUGACAAUUUGCUAGUGGGUGUGGACGACGGUGAUGGCUGGAGAAGAAAUGAGAGUCUUCCUUCACUGUGGGCGUGGAGUGGGCAUGCCCGUGGGCGUCUCAGAGGUGGACCAGACUUAUCACCGCCUUUCCCUCAGCCUGUCGCCCUCCUGGUGGACAAACAUGAAGGGGUGACGGUGGGCGGCUUGCCAAAGCUGAUGGGCGUGAAAGUGAUGGGUGUUGCGGAAGAUCUAACUGAAGCGUGCAUUGAUGACGUGCGCGUGUCAGGCCGCCAGCUGCCCCUACCACCUGCUGCCAACGGGACCAGCUGGGGUCAGGUGACCACAGCACGACACCUAGCUGCCGGUUGCGUGACUCCCGAUCCUUGCAUCAACACCACCUGUCCCGCGCCUCUCACCUGCACUGCCACACCGACCUGGGACCAAACCGCCUGCAGCUGCGGAAGUGGACGGCGUCAGGUUGAGAGGCACUGUGAGGACGUGGAUGAGUGUCUGUGGCGCCCUUGCCUACAUGGUGGCACCUGCACAAACCUGCGCCCUGGCUAUCUUUGUCUCUGCGGCCCCGCGCACGCAGGAGAUAAUUGUCAAUGGAAUACACACGCCCGCCCACCCUCCGCUCUCACCGCCCCAGCUGCUCUCGCCGCUCUCACAGUUUCCCUUGUUGUUUUACUCAUCCUCGCUGUCGUUGUAUCCCUGCGCCUCCACCGCCACCGAGGAAACCUGUGCGUGAGGGCGCCAGCAGGGGAGGAGGUGGAGGGUGGCACAAAGGGAACGUUGGUGGAAAUGAAGCCAGGGGGACGAGGAGGAAGAGGGAGAGACGACCCAGGAGGAGGUGGAGGUGGAGGGAAAGGAAAAGGGAAGUUAGCCAUGAAGGAAGAUGCAUCUCAGGAGAAGUUUCUAGUUCGUCUUCGUUUGAAACUUCAGUCAAGAGGAGCUUUGAGUUCCAAGGCACUGAAGGAACGAGACAAAGCCAGCCUCGGGAGCAGCAGCAGCAGCAGCAGGCGAGGAUCUAGUGGGAUAGGAAGGGGAGGAGUCACCCCGCCCCCUGUAACCCCAGUGAUGGUGACCCCGAACCAGACGCCUGACCUGGCUCGGGAUGACCUCCGAGCCUACGCCUAUGAGGGAGACGGGUCAUCGUCGGGCUCCUUGACCUCAACGAUAUCAGAGCUCAAGGUGGAGAUCAGCGCCCGGGAAGAGGGAGAGACGGGCAGCACCAGACCCUCCGCCAUCCAGCUCAUUCCAGGGUUCCUCGAGGUGAUGGACUUGUUGAAAAACCUCCCUGAAGCUUCAAACAGACCUUCGCCUCUCCAGCAGCCGCGAAGGAGGGUCCCUGAGCCACCCAGAUCACCCCCUGUGCCUCCCCCGCCUCCGCCACCCUCAGGAGAAGCCAUAGCAGCCGCAGCCGCCGCUGCCGCCAGUAGCAUUGUGUCCCUAGAGCCUGGAGAAGUGAAGGCCAGGACGAGGAUAGCGCACUUGUCUCCGGCACGGCGCAAAGGAGGAGACGAAGUGGUGGAAGGGGAGCUGUCCACUGUCUGCUGACGGAGGACCAGCUGGUGGUGGCUGUGGAGGUGGUGGUGGUGGUGGUGGUGGUGGUGGUGG